This is a messenger RNA of Rhinopithecus roxellana (golden snub-nosed monkey), 1620 nucleotides long. RefSeq names its product sodium leak channel non-selective protein-like. The transcript has 9 exons. Gene Ontology annotation, biological process: monoatomic ion transport; transmembrane transport. Gene Ontology annotation, cellular component: membrane. NCBI's taxonomy places the organism in Eukaryota, Metazoa, Chordata, Mammalia, Primates, Cercopithecidae. The coding region runs from base 97 to 1620 and encodes 507 amino acids. The record is from RefSeq and is a predicted model, not a curated record. Gene Ontology annotation, molecular function: monoatomic cation channel activity.
AGCGCGAGCCGCGGCCCCAGCCGGGCCGAGCGCGCUGCCGGAGUGGAGCCGCUGUAGACUGUGGUUUUGUGCUUGCUCACCAAAGCUAAUCUCAGCAUGCUCAAAAGGAAGCAGAGUUCCAGGGUGGAAGCCCAGCCAGUCACUGACUUUGGUCCUGAUGAGUCUCUGUCGGAUAACGCUGACAUCCUCUGGAUUAACAAACCAUGGGUUCACUCUUUGCUGCGCAUCUGUGCCAUCAUCAGCGUCAUUUCUGUUUGUAUGAAUACGCCAAUGACCUUCGAGCACUAUCCUCCACUUCAGUAUGUGACUUUCACUUUGGAUACAUUAUUGAUGUUUCUCUACACAGCAGAGAUGAUAGCAAAAAUGCACAUCCGGGGCAUUGUCAAGGGGGAUAGUUCCUAUGUGAAAGAUCGCUGGUGUGUUUUUGAUGGAUUUAUGGUCUUUUGCCUUUGGGUUUCUUUGGUGCUACAGGUGUUUGAAAUUGCUGAUAUAGUUGAUCAGAUGUCACCUUGGGGCAUGUUGCGGAUUCCACGGCCACUGAUUAUGAUCCGAGCAUUCCGGAUUUAUUUCCGAUUUGAACUGCCAAGGACCAGAAUUACAAAUAUUUUAAAGCGAUCAGGAGAACAAAUAUGGAGUGUUUCCAUUUUCCUACUUUUCUUUCUACUUCUUUAUGGAAUUUUAGGAGUUCAGAUGUUUGGAACAUUUACUUAUCACUGUGUAGUAAAUGACACAAAGCCGGGGAAUGUAACCUGGAAUAGCUUAGCUAUUCCAGACACACACUGCUCACCAGAGCUAGAAGAAGGCUACCAGUGCCCACCUGGAUUUAAAUGCAUGGAUCUUGAAGAUCUGGGACUUAGCAGGCAAGAGCUGGGCUACAGUGGCUUUAAUGAGAUAGUGUCACACUGGUGGAUGAUUAGCAGCAAGAGGGGAUCAUCAAAUAAAAGAAUGAGACAGGAGAAAAGCUAUGUACACAUCAGCACCAUAAUCCGUAUUGACAGAGCGGGUGAUGCAGCCAGGAGUCAAGGAGAUGAUGGCUGCUCCGGGCACCAUCAAGGUGAAGAACCAGCAGCCAGACCUCAAGGUUUACUGGAGUCAGGGCCAUGCAUGAGAGCAGGAUUCACUGGGUUGCAGGGCACAGCAGCAGUGAAGAGAGUGUACAGAAGAGAGCCAGGCAGCAAACGGGGCCACACCACCCAUCUGCUUCCAUGCUGCCUGCCCAAGGGUAGUAUUUCAGCUGAAUCUCCUCCGCAGAUGUGGGCAAAGGAGCUCCAGGGCGUGUCCUCAUUCUUUGCCCGGAACAUUUGCAGGGAUGGCCCGACACUCCCCGCAGAGCCUGAGAGCGAGUGGCGAGCCAAGAUAUCAGCAGCACAAUGUUUCACCUGCGCUGCCAGAUACUCAGACAGAAAAAACACACAACAGUUUGUCAAAACAGCCAUCAGCGCGGCGCGCUCGCUUUUCCCGCUGCCCCCGGUCCUGGCUGCCAAGGUACACGGCCAGGUUUAUCUAAGGGCUGGAGAGCUCCUCUUUUACAUUCCCGGCGAGGUGGGGAUGAUAUGGCACAGGAAGGGACCGGGAACGCUCCCCGGGGAGCCCAGGCGCUACCUGGAAAAGGCUUGCUAG